ACCGUUUCCUCUUCACUAUGGCAUUGGAAGUGCUUGAAGCGCUGGAUUCAGCGCGCACGCAAUGGUACCACGUGACCGCCAUUGUAAUAGCGGGCAUGGGCUUCUUCACUGACGCCUACGACCUUUUCUGUAUCUCCACGGUUUCGAAACUUUUGGGACGAUUGUACUACUUCGACCCGAGCACCCCGAAUCUCCCCGGGAAGCUCCCGCUGAGCGUCAACAACAUGGUUACCGGCGUCGCGAUUGUCGGAACCCUCACAGGCCAGCUCAUCUUCGGCUGGCUCGGAGACAAGCUUGGCCGGAAAAAAGUGUAUGGUAUCACCCUCAUCCUGAUGGUGAUCUGCGCCAUUUGCUCUGGACUAUCGUUCGGGGCAACGCCGAAGUCCGUCAUGGGGACGCUCUGCUUCUUCCGCUUCUGGCUGGGCUUCGGCAUCGGCGGAGACUACCCGCUCUCCGCCACCAUCAUGUCGGAGUACGCCAACAAGAGGACACGUGGCGCGUUCAUAGCGGCCGUGUUCGCCAUGCAGGGCGUGGGAAUCAUUUUCGCAGGUUUGGUCUCCAUGACCCUCUCAGCAAUCUUCAAGCACUACUACCCUGCUCCAGCGUACAUCAACGACCCUGUCUUGUCCACGCAACCCGAGGGUGACCUUUUGUGGCGGCUGGUUCUGAUGAUCGGCGCUGUGCCAGCGAUGAUGACUUACUACUGGCGAAUGAAGAUGCCGGAGACGGGGCGUUACACUGCCAUCAUCGAAGGGAACGCCAAGCAAGCCGCGGCGGACAUGGCAAAAGUCUUGGACAUAGAGAUCCAGGCGGAGCAGGACAAGUUGGCUGAGUUCAAUGCUAGCAAUAACUACCCACUGUGGUCGAACGAGUUCUUCCAGCGGCACGGGCGCCACUUGAUAGGAACCAUGAGUUCAUGGUUUUUGUUAGAUAUUGCGUUCUACAGCCAGAACCUGACGCAGAAGGAUAUUUUCCCUGCGAUUGGGCUCAUAGACAAAGACUAUCAAAUGGACGCUAUUAAGGAAGUGUUCGAGACAUCACGUGCGAUGUUCGUGAUCGCGUUGCUGGGAACGUUCCCGGGGUACUGGUUCACCGUUUUCUUCAUCGAGAAGAUCGGAAGAUACAAGAUCCAACUCAUCGGGUUCUUCAUGAUGUCGUUCUUCAUGUUUGUCAUUGGGGUGAAGUACGAUUACCUCAAGAACGAGGGCAAAGGCUACUUCGCUCUUUUGUAUGGGUUGACGUUCUUCUUUGCUAACUUUGGCCCCAACAGCACCACGUUUGUGCUGCCCGCCGAGCUUUUCCCGACGCGCGUGAGGAGCACGUGCCACGCACUCAGUGCUGCCGCGGGAAAAGCCGGGGCCCUUGUGGGAGUGUUUGGGAUACAAUGUUUAACUGUGGGCGGCGAAUCGUACAAGAUUAAGAAGGUAAUGAUUAUUCUGGCGGUGACGAACUUGUUAGGGUUCUUCUCUUCGUUCUUGGUUACUGAGACGAAGGGACGGUCGUUGGAAGAGAUUUCUGGGGAGGAUGGGAGAGAGAGUGAACUCACACCGACGCCCAAUAAUAGGGUUCAGGGAUCAAGGACUGAGACGAUGUGAACAAUGACUUGAAUUCAAUUGCGUGCUACUUGCAGUAGCCAGGUUUAUUACAAUACAAUAAUAAAAACAAUGGGAAUAAUAAUUAAUAGUGAGGCCUAAAUUUAUGCUUUUUGGUUGUGGUAUAGGUAUAUGUUAUGUUCUACAAAUAAGAGUGUGUCUCAGUGUUUGUGAGAUGAUCCAUGCGCACAGACGCAUGCAUAGACGAGUAGAUAUAUAUGUAUAAAGUGAAAGUGACUUUUGUGUGUCCCCUUUAAAAAAAAAUCCCCUUUCUUUGUGAUGUAUCUUUUUGCUGGUAAUGAAUUUCUGUAUUUUAUUGAAU
Glycine soja is the source of this 1914-nucleotide messenger RNA. RefSeq names its product inorganic phosphate transporter 1-11-like. Lineage: Eukaryota; Viridiplantae; Streptophyta; Magnoliopsida; Fabales; Fabaceae. Gene Ontology annotation, molecular function: phosphate transmembrane transporter activity. Bases 18 to 1595 code for a protein of 525 amino acids. The record is from RefSeq and is a predicted model, not a curated record. Gene Ontology annotation, biological process: phosphate ion transport; transmembrane transport. The transcript has a single exon. Gene Ontology annotation, cellular component: membrane.